AUGUUCAGUCCUCCGCAGUUGAGAUGUUCUCAUUGCUCGUACGAGUACAAUGCGGUUUACUGGUGCCCUCUUUGGGCGGCUGGCACAGUCAUCGUCACCCGGCAAUGGAGUCCUAUGGCUCUGCCACUUCGAAUUGAAAGCAUUCGGAUGUCGGGUUAUGCCCGCCUCAAUCAUGACGAAGCAUGCAGAGUCUUCGUCUCGCACAAACGAAAGUGGUGUGAGAGCCUUGACCAUCCUACAAGCAAGCGCAAAGCAUCGAUACAUCCAUUGUCCGAAGAAAAUACAAGCAGGAAAGCCAUCAUUGCGCAUGCCGGUUCGGCGUCGAAGUGUUUCUUGCUUUUCGUGUCUUGUCAAAAAAAGGUCAUCAAAUAA
Messenger RNA from Pseudozyma hubeiensis SY62, 372 nucleotides. RefSeq names its product potential glucose sensor. The coding region runs from base 1 to 372 and encodes 123 amino acids. NCBI's taxonomy places the organism in Eukaryota, Fungi, Basidiomycota, Ustilaginomycetes, Ustilaginales, Ustilaginaceae. The transcript has a single exon. The record is from RefSeq and is a predicted model, not a curated record.